CUGUGCAAUAGCUGUGCCUGUUCUGGUGCUGGUGGGAGUUAUCGUUCUCGUGUGAAACGGUCGUUAAAAAGCGUUGUCGAUGGUGAAACGGGGCCUGGGAGCUCAGGACCUCCGCGUGUGAAAUCCUUGAAGCGAGGAGGAGAGAGACGAAUCCUUUACCGACCUGCAAGUGGCACAUAAAGUACUCCCUCAAAUCCCUCCUCCCUACUUAGUUCCAAGUAACCAGGGCACAAGUAAUGUUCUCUUAAUCCAGGGGAAAGGCUUUAAGACCGAGCAACCGCUCCAGGAUAGCCAGGAAUUGGACGCGUAGAAUUACUACCGCUGGGCACGCGCUCGCUCUCUCUCUCUCUCUCAGAGGGUUAUCACGGCGGGUGGUGGGGUUGAGGUUUCGGGCUUCGAAGGACCACACACAUAACAAAAAAAACGGGAACAUGGAUGGCUACACAGCAACAUCGAGCAAACGCAGAUAAGACCCCUCAAGUAGGAAACCUCCCACCAACCCCACGGUUCAAAGUUGGUUUUUUUAUUACAGUUGCAGAGUGUGUCCUAGAAAAAACGUGUCACACUUAUAUGUCGCAAGCCACUCGCAGUGAGUGGGUGGGCCUGUGUCCCUGUGUGUGUGUGUGUGUGCAUAAUUAUGUGGAUGGGUGGAUAGGCAGGCAAUCAGAUAAAGCUUGUACACUGAAGAAAAAACAGUGAAAAAGUGAAAUAAAACAGGAAUUAAAAAAAUUUGGUAAAAGCAGUGUAAAAAAGUGAAAAAAGGCAAUAAAAAACCCAAAAAGAAAGCAAGAGAGUUGCAAAAAGUAAGAAAAAAGUGAAGAAGUAAAAAAUGGUAACCAGAAUGCGAUAACUACUCAUCCCUCCGCGGUUCACCCCGUUUGGGUGGUUUGGGAAACGAACGCACAAAAGCGAGCAACAAAGUUGCACAACAAGACCAAUACAAAACAGUUGCAAAAAAAAAAAACAGACACAUUCACACUUACACACAGACUUCACAAACAGAUAGAACCAAAAAAAAAAAACGCCAUGGGUUGUGAGCUAACGAAGCUGGCCAGCAGUAGCAACGGGGGCAACUCCAAGUCGAACAAUCUCCCGAGCCUGGACGCUUGCGGGCCCCCGCCAGUGGACAGCCGGUUGCCGCUCACCGCCAAGCAGAAGUACACGAUGGUGGCCUCGUGGAAGGGCAUCAGCCGAGCGAUGGAGACGACCGGGAUCACCAUGUUCAUCAAAUUGUUCGAGGAGCAUGCGGACCUGUUGAACAUGUUCGCCAAAUUCAAGGAGCUGAAGACGAAGGAGGAGCAGGCCACGUCCGAGGAGCUGCAGGAGCACGCGAACAAGGUGAUGAACACGCUGGACGAGGGCAUCCGGGGGCUGGACGAUUUGGAUACGUUCUUCGAGUUCAUCCACCAGGUCGGUGCGUCCCACCGGCGCAUACCCGGCUUCAAGCAGGAGUAUUUUUGGCGCAUCGAGGAACCGUUCCUGUCCGCCGUCUCGACCACGCUGGGCGAUCGGUACACGCAGAACGUGGAGGGAAUCUACAAGCUCACCAUCAAGUUCAUCAUCGAAACGCUGGUAGCGGGCUACGAAGCAAGUGCCAACAACAAUGUCGACAACACCACCUCCAGCAGUACGCCCGCCACCAAGCUGAGCGACGAACCGAACCGGGCGUCCUGAGCGCCCACCUAGACGCAGGGGCACCUCCUAGAUGGCUAAGGGCUAUAGUCACCACACACACACACACACACACACACACCAACCCACACAACAGUGUCGCCUAGUUUUACGUGGGCGAGAUGAUGAUGAUGGGACACAUCAGCGGAGUCCUCCAUUAAAGCUUCUCCAUUGCGCAUCCCUGCCUGCCAAUGUGCAGGUCCUUGGUAGGGGACGUGGACCCAACUCCCGACACAGCAGUCACUCCAAAACCCUCUUCUGCUGACCAGCGUGCGCGCACGUGUGUGUGUGUGUGUGAGUGUGGUAUAUGCAUACAUAUACAUUAUCGAAAUCGUCGUCGUCGUUGUCGUCGUUAGACAAAAAGAGCGCCAUUUGUAGAGUUAGCGUGUGGUGGGUAGAACUAAUCCCGCCGUGGAGGAUAGCCACGGCAACCUGUUAGAAAGAAGCAGAAAGGAGCUACAAUGUCCCUGGGACAGCUGAACAGCAGUAUUAAGCAGGGGCGAGAGGCAAAAUAUCAUUUUAUAGUGAGAACAUACCAAAUCGGAGGUCGGAGGCUGUCUCCAGCUCCCUCUCCUCAAGCGGGAAACCUAUUAUCCCACAACCGCUCCCCGUUCUUCUGGAGGCCGGGCAGGUGAGUUUAAGGUAUUUACAUCCAAAGAGUGUCCGGCGAGCAGAUGGGACGAUGGUGCGCAGGAUAUUGGGAGCCUAUUAACGGUGUUUUGUUGGGGGGGG
Messenger RNA from Anopheles coluzzii, 2403 nucleotides. RefSeq names its product neuroglobin-like. Gene Ontology annotation, molecular function: heme binding; oxygen binding. The transcript is spliced from 4 exons. The coding region runs from base 1027 to 1674 and encodes 215 amino acids. NCBI's taxonomy places the organism in Eukaryota, Metazoa, Arthropoda, Insecta, Diptera, Culicidae. The record is from RefSeq and is a predicted model, not a curated record.